Messenger RNA from Cynocephalus volans (Philippine flying lemur), 4377 nucleotides. RefSeq names its product transmembrane protein 167A (gene TMEM167A). Gene Ontology annotation, biological process: intracellular transport; protein secretion. Lineage: Eukaryota; Metazoa; Chordata; Mammalia; Dermoptera; Cynocephalidae. The coding region runs from base 63 to 281 and encodes 72 amino acids. The transcript is spliced from 4 exons. The record is from RefSeq and is a predicted model, not a curated record.
UGCACGCCCCUUCCGCCCUGGGCCCGGAAGGGUGAUGUGGCUGGGCCAUCGCCGGCCUCACUAUGUCUGCCAUUUUCAAUUUUCAGAGUCUGUUGACUGUAAUCUUGCUGCUUAUAUGUACCUGUGCUUAUAUCCGAUCCUUGGCACCCAGCCUCCUGGACAGAAAUAAAACUGGACUGUUGGGUGUAUUUUGGAAGUGUGCCAGAAUUGGUGAACGGAAGAGUCCUUAUGUUGCAGUAUGCUGUAUAGUGAUGGCCUUCAGCAUCCUGUUCAUACAGUAGCUUGAAAAAAAAAUGCCAGAAUUUAAUUGCCAUCAGAUUUCAAUGUAAACAAGGACUUAUCUGCAGAAAAUAAUGGAAAGAAUGAUUAGCCCUUUUAUCUCCGAACACUGAGUGAGAUAAAUUUCUAGUUGCUGUUCUCUAUUUUUAUGUUAUUGGACCAAUGUUCUAUAUAAAUAAUUAAGAUGUAACCAUUGAAUACUCAAAGAGUUUAAUAGUCUGUAACAAUCAACCUCAAUACUGUUAAUACAAUAUUACAUUCUACAAAUGUCAUUCUGCUGUGUCAGAUACCAAUUUUUAGUGAGUUAUCUCUAAGGCAAAAAGAAAACAAAAUUGGUAAUUACUCUAGUUCCUUUCACUGUGAUUUCGAAAUGAUAAAUAUAGAAUGAGAACUUUUUGUGGACUAGCUGUUACAUUGAGGAAAAAAUUGGUUCAAUUUGUGUUGGUAAGAAUUGCAUUUAUAUUUAAUAAUGCUUGCUUUUCCUCUGGCCACAUUUUUUUGAUCAUUAACCAGAGUACCUCUACUCUUAACAAACUGUAGUUUAUUACAGGUGUUUAAAAUAUUUAAAACAAGCCUAUGCAGUUCUUAAGGAGGAAGAUAAAUGAGAUAAGUGACUUAAAAGUGAUAUUUGGAAAAUGUUCAUAUUUAAUAUAAGAGGGUUUAGACUAGCCAGUUGGCAUAGUAGCCUCUGAAACCUCCAGUCAAGUAUAGAUAUAUGUUUUAAGCAUAAAUUUUACCAGGUAGCUGUCAUUCUUUGAAAAAGAUAACAUUCUUAAAAUGAAAGAACAAAAUAGAACAAAUAUAGAAUGAUAAUUGUAUAUAUGUUUUUCAUUCUUUUUACUGUCUUGUCUUCAAACACGAAACAUUUAUUUUAAUUGCCCUAAAACAAACUGUAUUUUUGUUUUGUAUUUUGAUACAGCACUUUAAACCUAAUUUAUGUUUUGUCUGUCACCUUCAACUGGAAUCUCUUGUGUAACUUUGUGUAGGUGAUAGAGUUUUCGUAUUUACUUUUUUAUAUACUGUAGCAUAAGUGUCUUUCAGCUUUGAUAGUGAAGCAGGACAUUCAGCAAUUUUUAGUCUAGACAAGAGGAAUAUUGGAAAUGGGACAUAAAUUUUAAAACAGGGCAGUUAUUAUAAGUUUAUGGUUAACAUUGCCUACCGUUAAACUAAAAAUCAGUUAAAUUUCAAAGCUAAGAGGAGCUUAAAUUUUAGAUAAAAAUUACCUGUUAUAUUGUUCCCCCCUAUUAAUUCCCCAUAAGGGUAAUAAAAAGAAACUCUUUUUUUUUUAUUUUAAAGAAAAAUAAAUUAGAAGUUAUUUUUAAAUGAAUCUGCUAGUAGCUCUUUCUGCAGAAACAGAGUAUGAAACUGAAAACCACCUAUUUUUAAAUACCACUUUACACUUCUUGGAAUAAAUUCUAGGAAACAACUAGGUAAACUGUCCCCCUCUCCUUUUCUUCCCAAAAUAGUUGUUAUAGGCUGUCAGUAUACUUAUAUUUUGGGCAUAAAUAUAAAGCUAAUUAAAAGCAGUAUAUUUGCUUUAGACAGGAAAUCAGGUUAUGAUAAUUUUUCUCACUGAACUGCCUCUUGGGCUUUACAUUAGGUCAAGGAUUUUGAAGGGUAUCCCAAAAUUAGGACUCUUAUCAGCAUAUCCAGACAGAGUAAGUCACCUUUGUGGUCUAAUUUAUGGAUGGCCAUCUGUUGUCCAGCUCUACUGCCAACUGGACUUUACAAAAGCUAUGUCAACUAAUUUUUUUUAUAUGCUAACACAAAUCUAUUAGGAAGAGGGAAGACUAUUAUAGAUAAUCAUUUCUAAGACAUUUCUUUAAUUUGGCAUUUUGGGGGAGGUAGGUGGAAAGUAUAGGAAGAAAUUAUUUCUUUGGAAAAUUUGUGGUAACAUAUAUAAAACUUUGCUGUGUAUAGAUGCUGAACAGAGUGGGAGGCAGCAUAAUUCUAACCCCAACCAUUCUGACAUUUUGAAACAAGCUCUUUGUGAGGUGGGGGGGAAGACACAGGAUCCUAUGAAGAAAGCAAUUAGCAUUUUCUUUAAUGUGUGUGUGUGUGUUUUUCUUUCCCAAAGAGUUACCACUGAAUCCUGUUCUCUAUCCAAAGGGCAAUGUAGGUGGUUUUAAGCCCACAGAAAAUUCAGAAAUUUCCCUUGUGGUCUUGAUGAGGUGGUGGGUUGCAGAAGAGGAUUGUAGAUCAACUUAAGCAUUAAACAGACUGCCUCUGUCACACAGACUUAUUGCAGGCUGGAUGGGAAGAUGGACAUGGAAGUCCAUAGCUUGCUAGAUUAAAUGCUCUACCUAGCCUGCUUUCUGCCUUCAGAAUUUUAUUAUUCUAUCUCUCCUGGAAUUUUUUUUUUGUGCUGAUAUUUAUUUCCUGAUGGGCUUCAGAUGUGCCAGUGGCAGGGAAGUGUUCUCUUUCCAGGAAGUCUUAAAAAAAUGAUUAAAUCAACAUAGUUUUAAGAGAGCGUUUAUCCACAUAGUCAUAAUCCACAUGGUCUGUUGAAUUCCCUCUGUGGCUUAAAAAAGUUGAUUGAAGUCCAAUGUCUUGUUAAUGCCCUGUCCCACUGUGCCAGGCACUAUGCUGAAUGCUCUUACACGUUCACAUUCAAAAUAGUUCUUUCAUGGUGGGAAUAAUAGUAAUAUGUAAUUUUUAAUAGCCUCCUUCAUUUUAGUAAUAAGAUGAUUAAUCUGGUUUUAACUUGGGAUGAAGCAGAGUUUUGUUUUUUCCUUGUUUUUGGAGGCUGGCCAGUACAGGGAUCUGAACCCUUGACCUUGCUGUUACAAGGCUGUACUCUAUAACCAACUGUGCAACUGGCUAUCCUCAUAAUAAAGUUUUGAAUGAAUUAUCUUUUUCAAGUUUACAAAGUCAAAAAUGAACAGAUAUGUGCCUAGUUUUUUGAAAAAAGACUUAGCACUUGUAAAUAGAAUAUUUAUAUUCCUUUUGCCAUUCUUUCAGGAAGUAUUUAUAGCAUGCAUGUAUCAUUGAAGAUAGAAAGAUACACAGUUUCUUUCCUGUUGUAGUAGGGAAUGUAGUAGGUGAGAGAGAUGAAGUUAAGUACAUAAAGUGCAAUGUGAUAACAUUUAUUAUUGAGAUAAUCCCAGGAUUUUAGAAAAAAACAAAGAAGGGUGACUGGUCAGAGUCUGAACUUCUUUCCAGAGGAACAGUGCUUAAGCUGAACUUGAGAGAAUUGUGCAAAAGCACAGUGGUAUGUUAAGAACAGUAAUUACCUAGCUUGCUGUGCACAAAGGUAAUAUUAAGACCUAAGCCUAGAAAGGUGGGCAGGAGUUAGAUCCUAGAAGGUCUUGUAUUUUUGUCAUUCCUAUUACCUACCUCAAAAUUGAAUAUGUUUUCCUUCCUGUCUAGCACAAAACUCCAGGAAAAAAAAAGUUUCCCUUGGCAUAUGUGCAGUCAAGUUUGACUAUAUCUAUGUUCACCUUGUUUUGGAAUAGAAAUACAAUAAUAUACUCUCCAGAGACUCGCCUGAAUAGUAUAUGAGGUAGAAGCAACUAACUAUUCAGUCAUGUCAGUGUUUCUAGGAAUUCUUUUAGUAGCUUAUACCCAAUGAUGCCAAAAGCAGCCAUGAUUGUUAAAAACUACACACCUGAACAAAAAGCAGAGAUGGCUGCAUUGUCUACAUUUUCUGGGUGCACAGAGAAUAUUUCCAAUAAGCAUGGACUUGUGCUUUUUUCAAAGCCUUUGAGAAGUUACUGGAUUAUAGGAAACUGAAAACAAGAAUAGAAGAUUUUAGGGGACCGUUCUUCACUUUCUUUGGUAUCCAGUAACAGUAGAGUUUCAAAAUAUGUAGCUGACUAAUAUUAGCAUUGUGACUACUGCACACUUAUUAUUCUUAAUCAGCAAAUAACUAGUAGCUUCUGAAAAAUAUAAUUAUUUUCAUAAUUAUGUUAUUUAUACACUGCCUGCCAUGGUUUACCUUGCCCUAAAUGAAUCUCAAAAAAAUAAUCUGGAAUGCUACUCCAGUAUCAGAAAACAGUGGGGAGGUGGAAUAUAUUUCCUGUGAUUUUUAAGAGUACACAGUGUCAUCUUAAUCUCUGGUUAAGGGAUUCGUAUGUCUGGUAUGUAAUAAAAACUAAA